AUGAGCUCGGACUUACCAACACCGCCAGAAACAGGUCAUGUAGGGUCGAUGUCAUUACGUGCUCUGCCUCCUGUCUACAUUCUGCCCGCCCAUCUCACGGUUGAUGAACUUCACGAACUCGAAGAUCAAGUAAUCGAAUUGGGAGCGCCAUUCACAUACGAUGCCAAGGAAGCUAAGAUAUUCCUUGGUAAAGUUGAGCGGAAGACUCGAGCUGCUUUCGAAUUACGGAGUAAGGGAGUAUGGACGGAGGAGAACAUUGUCAAAAUGGAAGAGCCUGCUCGGAAACGAAGAAGAGUUACUACAGCACCACCUACCGAGGUUGUGAUAAUAUCGGAUGAUGAGUCAGAAGCUGGAGAGGAUGGUAACGUGAAAGGCAAGGAGACUAGUGCGGCAACCUCAUCAAAACGUCCGUUAGUAGAGGACGACUUUGUACUCCCUGAUCUACACAAUCGAGUUCUUGUCGUAAAGCUUGCUUGGCGGGACGAGUGCUUUCGCCACCGCCGUCUCCUUCCUAUCGAGCCAUUCAUCGUCUAUGAUGGGCGACUUAUUCCGAAACCUGAUGGAGAGAGCACUCCUACGUCGUCUCCAUCAUCUGUUCGAACGCAGAGACCUGAUACACCGUCGAACAAUGAACCUACAAGUUCUCCAUUACAGCGCGAGAACCUGUUCACAAAUAUCCUCACUCGUGCCAAAGCCGAUGCAGAAGUCGUCGAAGAGAAAGGCCACCCGGUAGCAUUCCAACAUCGUAGACGCUUUAAGCAGCAGAAUCUUCCACCUGUGUACGGUAGCCCGGUCCCAAAGCUAAAACGGAUGACGACUUCGGAGUUUGAAGAAUGCGACGCGAAGGCAUUGCCCGAACCUCCUGACUGGGUCAAGAAUCACAGCAUGUACUGCUGUCUCCGCUCCACCCCCAUGAAUCAACCCAACCACCGCUUCAUCUCCGAACUCCAGAAGAUCAAGCUAUCACGCAUCCUGACCCUCGACCAAAUCGGUGUCCGCGCGUAUUCCACCUCUAUCGCUAGCCUCGCUGCCUACCCGUACCUCAUCCAAUCUCCUCUCGAAAUCAUGCGUCUGCCCGGCUGCGACGAACGAAUUGCUACCCACUUCUCCGAAUACAAAGCCACCUCCCGUUCAGAGUCCGAGCGCUACCUUCCCGUGGCCCGCAAACUCGACGAAGACGAAAACCUCCAAUGCCUGAAAACCCUUUAUGAUAUCUGGGGUUGCGGCGCCGACACCGCCCGAAAAAUGUACUUCACCCACGGCUGGAAAGACAUCGAUGACGUCGUGCAAUUCGGCUGGAACACCCUCAACCGCGCCCAGCAAAUCGGAGUGAAGUUUUACGACGAAUUUAAAACCACCAUCCCACGCAAGGAAGUCGAAGAAAUAACCGAGAUCGCCAAACAACACGCCCGAAAAGCAAGGGGCAUCAAGCCGCACCAAUACGACACAGACGAAGACAUCGUCGCCAUCAUCGUUGGCGGCUACCGCAGAGGAAAAGAGCAAUGCGGCGAUGUCGACAUGAUCCUCUCCCACCGAGACGAAAACGUAACGCGCAACCUGGUCGUGGACGUGGUCUCCGAACUCGAAGAAAGCGGCUAUAUCACGCACACCCUGACGCUCAACACCACCACCACCAAACGCGGCCAGCAGACCCUUCCUUACACAGGCGGCCAUGGAGGCCACGGUUUCGACUCCCUCGACAAAGCGCUCUGCGUGUGGCAGGACCCAAACUUCGAAGUCCCUCCCAGCCAAGCGGCAGACCCGGACUCGGCACCGGUGAUGAAGAACCCCAACAUCCACCGCCGCGUCGAUAUCAUCAUCAGUCCCUGGCGCACCGUCGGCUGCGCCGUCUUGGGCUGGAGCGGCGCAACCACCUUCGAACGCGAUAUCCGCCGCUGGUGUAAGCGCGAGAAGGGUUGGAAGUUCGAUAGCAGUGGGGUGCGGGACCGUAGGGAUGGUUUGGUGCUGGAUUUCGAGAGUCCGCGUAAGGGUAAGAGGCCGGAGGAAGGGGUUGGGGGUAAGGAGGAGGUGGAAGGGGAUACCUGGUUGGAUAGGGAGAAGAGGUUGAUGGACGGGUUGGGCAUUGGCUGGAGGCCGGCUACGGAGAGGUGUACCAGCUGA
Molecule: messenger RNA, 2121 nt
Organism: Endocarpon pusillum Z07020
Lineage: Eukaryota; Fungi; Ascomycota; Eurotiomycetes; Verrucariales; Verrucariaceae
Exons: 1
Coding region: 1-2121 (706 amino acids)
Biological process (GO): double-strand break repair via nonhomologous end joining
Cellular component (GO): nucleus
Molecular function (GO): DNA binding; DNA-directed DNA polymerase activity
Source: RefSeq, a predicted model, not a curated record